Messenger RNA from Danaus plexippus (monarch butterfly), 1091 nucleotides. It is a transcript of the gene Fib-l, whose product is annotated as fibroin light chain-like. The coding region runs from base 60 to 875 and encodes 271 amino acids. The record is from RefSeq and is a predicted model, not a curated record. NCBI's taxonomy places the organism in Eukaryota, Metazoa, Arthropoda, Insecta, Lepidoptera, Nymphalidae. The transcript has 7 exons. Gene Ontology annotation, cellular component: extracellular region.
AGUAUAAAUACAUGUUAUUUUAUCUUAAACUCGUAUAGUUAAUACCGUUGGGUCUUUCAAUGACCUGCACCAUGUUGCCCUUCGUUUUGGUAUUUCUGUUCGCCCAGAGCACAUUCGCCUUGCCAACAGCACUCGUCAACUUCGUGGACGUCAAUGAAGCAAGACCAGUGAUUGACAAUGGCCAACUUGUCUCCAGAGCGCUAAUCGACAAAGUCUUCGAGCUGAUCGAUGGAGCUGAUAUUCCUUUGUACGCUCAAAUGAUGAUCCAGAGCGUCAAUGACCAAGCCAACAGUGGUGACGCCGCUUCCCAGGCCUCCGCAGUCGUGCUUGCAAUUAACGCUAUCGCUGAACUUGCCAAUGGCAUCCCUGGUGAUGCUUGCGAAUCUGCAGCUUUAGUCAACGCCUACGCCUACGCCGUCAGCACCGGAAACAGCGCCGGUCUCAGAUCCGCUCUCGUCAAAUACGUACAACGUAUCAACGCUAACAUCGACGCAAUAGUGCGACUUGUCAACAGCCCUGACUCCGUCCGUUACUCGUCUGGACCACGGGGUAACUGUAUCGGCGGUGGCAGAAGCUACCAAUUCGAGGAAGCCUGGGAUGACAUCUUGAACAACGCUAAUCCGUUCCAAAUCGGUCUCCUCAACGAAGAGUACUGUGCAGCUAAGCGCAUGUACAAUGCUCCAAGCGUCAGGAGCAACAAUCUGGCCGCCACAGUAACCGCUUCUCUCAGCCGUUACGUGAAUCAAAUCGGCCAGAACGCCCUUGGACCACUCGCUGAGUUCUUGAGAGCAGCCGCUAUUGGUGGAAAUCUAAACGUCAGCGCUGGAAACGCCAAAGCAGCACUCUCCCGAGCUCUCGCCAGUGUACAAUACUGAAGACCUUAAUUCAUAUAACCUAUAAUAUCACAUGCUAACUCAAACAACGCAAUAAACCGGACAUUUUUUUUAUAUAUUGAAUAUAUAACAACAGUUAACUAUAGAACUUUACCGUGACAUUUGAAAUAGAUAAAUUUAUUAUAAUGUAAAUAUAAUAUUCAUAUAAAGACAAUGUUUUUUAUUUCGAUUCAAUAAAUGUCAUCAUUGAACACAGCA